AAAUGGUAAGUUUGAUGCAAAGUAGAAUGAGAGUUUUGGUUUGUGGACUAAAAGCCCAGAUAUUACAUAUCCACCAGCUAAAAAACACCAAUAACAUCAUAUCAAAUCCCUCUCUCGCUCACCUCUUUAGGAAGAGAGUUACGAAUCUUCUCUUUAAGCCCAACACGUUCGUUCGAGGAAGCUGCAUAAAGCAUACAAUUAACCUAAUAAAAAAAAACAUUUUAUCAAUUUUGAUUACUUUGAGAGAGAGCGAAGAUAGUUAUGGCCACGGAAAGUGGGACUGGCAGCGGCGGAGGAAGUGGCGGCAUUCACGUAUCCGUAGAUAUUAGCGAGCAAAUUCUGACUCCAACGGCGUCAUCUUGGACAUUAGAUCUCGACAAGUUUCGUCUUCGUCAAGGGAGAAGCUCUCACACUCCUAGUGGCUCUCCACCUCCUCCUCCUUCUCAUCAUCAUUACCGUGAUGGUUCUCGCUUGUCUUUACAUCGUCUGCUUCCGACCCCAAGGAAGCAACGCAAGGUUUCAGAAUAUUACAAAAAACAAGAAAGUCUCCUUGAAGGUUACGAUGAGAUGGAGACCAUGGCGGAGUUGGGUUGUUUCCCUGGAAAUGCUACAGAGGAUGAAAUGAAGCAGCUGGCAAAGAGUGAGAGAAUGGCAAUUCAUAUUUCAAAUAUAGCUAACAUGGUGCUUUUUGCAGCAAAGGUUUUUGCUUCUACUGAAAGCAAAUCAUUGGCAGUAAUUGCCUCAACACUAGACUCUCUCUUGGAUCUCUUGUCGGGGUUUAUUUUGUGGUUCACAUCCCAUGCCAUGAAAAAGCCAAACCACUAUUACUAUCCCAUUGGAAAGAAGCGGAUGCAACCAGUGGGUAUCAUUGUUUUCGCAUCUGUGAUGGCAACUCUUGGUUUACAGAUCCUGCUAGAGUCUGGUCGGCAAAUUGUUGCAAAGGUGGGACCUAAAAUGGACAAAGAAGAGGAGAAAUGGAUGAUAGGGAUAAUGGUUUCUGUCACCGUGGUGAAGUUUCUGCUAAUGACGUACUGCCGGAGAUUCAAGAAUGAAAUAAUUAGAGCCUAUGCUAAAGAUCAUUUCUUUGAUGUGAUAACAAAUUCAGUUGGUCUUGUAACUGCUGUCCUCGCCGUCCGAUACUUCUGGUGGAUUGAUCCUACUGGAGCUAUAAUAAUAGCACUGUUCACCAUCAGCACUUGGGCAAGGACAGUGAUUGAGAAUGUAAAUUCACUAAUAGGAAGAACAGCUCCUCCGGAAUUUCUAGCAAAGUUAACUUUUCUAAUAUGGAAUCACCACCAAGAGAUUAAGCACAUUGACACAGUGAGAGCAUACACUUUUGGCACUCAUUAUUUUGUGGAGGUUGAUAUUGUGUUGCCAGAAGACAUGCUUUUAAACCAGGCACAUAAUAUUGGUGAAACUCUUCAAGAGAAGCUUGAACAACUCCCUGAAGUUGAGAGGGCUUUUGUGCAUAUAGAUUUUGAGUUUACUCAUAGGCCUGAACAUAAAUCAAAGGUCUAAUUCUGAUGCUGGUGAGUAAACCUUUUUUUUUUUUUUUUUUUUAGGUUCUUCUAUUGUAUUGCCUAUGAUUUGCUUAUCUUACCCUUUUGUAAACUUUUAGCCAAUUAUUAUUCUGCCUAUUAUUUAA
Molecule: messenger RNA, 1645 nt
Organism: Hevea brasiliensis (rubber tree)
Lineage: Eukaryota; Viridiplantae; Streptophyta; Magnoliopsida; Malpighiales; Euphorbiaceae
Product: metal tolerance protein 9
Exons: 6
Coding region: 262-1518 (418 amino acids)
Biological process (GO): transmembrane transport; monoatomic cation transport
Cellular component (GO): membrane
Molecular function (GO): monoatomic cation transmembrane transporter activity
Source: RefSeq, a predicted model, not a curated record